This is a messenger RNA of Drosophila bipectinata, 3221 nucleotides long. It is a transcript of the gene Vang, whose product is annotated as Strabismus domain-containing protein Vang. Gene Ontology annotation, cellular component: plasma membrane. Lineage: Eukaryota; Metazoa; Arthropoda; Insecta; Diptera; Drosophilidae. The record is from RefSeq and is a predicted model, not a curated record. Gene Ontology annotation, biological process: Wnt signaling pathway, planar cell polarity pathway; establishment of planar polarity; multicellular organism development.
UGUGACCUUAGGCACGGCGUUCGAUGCGUCGGGGUGAAGCCAAGUCUAAAGAAAAAACAGAAAAAAAGGGAAAAGUGUCUGUGAAAUCGCUAAAAUGUUAACAAAAUAAUAGCGCGGAUGGUAAAUAGAGGCAAUGUGCUGCAGGAAUAGCUAGAGAUACAAAAGAUAACCGACCGAGAGGUAUGCACUCCGCCCUGCAUACCUGCAUAUAAAAAACCUGCUGCCGCGGCCGUAAUUACAGUUAGACACUAAAAUAGCUGCACGGUCAGGUUGUUGAUAGGGGGGCUGCAAGCUAGCGAAGAGGGGGAACGGGAGCGGGGACUGCCCACGCACGCAAUGGAAAACGAAUCCGUGAAGUCGGAACAUAGUGGACGCUCCAGACGCUCGCGGAACCAUAAUAACAACGGCGGGGGAGGAGGUGGCGGAGGAGGCAGCGUGAACAACGGCUACCACAGGGAGCGGGAGCGGGAUAGGUCUCGCCAUUCCCACCGCAGUACGCACUCUUCAAAGUCGGGAAAAUCGGGAUUUCAGCGCGGGGACAUGGCUCCCUACCAAACCAGCGUUAAUAUGACAGGUGAUGAGAGUCGCGACGGCCAGGAGGUGAUUGAGGUGCAGAUCCUUCCGCAGGAUGAGAACUGGGGCGAGAACACCACCGCAGUGACAGGAAACACCUCGGAGCAGAGCAUCUCCAUGGAGGACAUCAACAACAUGUGGCACCGCGAGAACGAGAAGGGAUUCGGCUUUGCUUGUCGUCGCUACAUGGAGUCUGGCUUUUGCUUCCUGCUCGGUUGCGCUGCGUUCUUCUCGCCGGUGGCCAUGGUGGUGAUGCCGCACGCCGGAUUCUUCCCUUCCGCCUUCGACGAUCCAGAUCUCACGCAGACGGUACGCACCAAGCUACUAGCCUGCAGUGAACAGUGCAAGGGUCAGCUGGUUUCACUGGCCGCCAGGUUGUUGCUCCUAGCGAUUGGUCUGUGGGCUGUUUUCAUGCGCCGCACCUCGGCCAGCAUGCCGAGAAUUUUCCUGUACCGCGCUCUGGUUCUUCUGCUGGUCACUAUUUGCACUUUUGCCUACUGGCUCUUCUACAUCGUGCAGGUCACGAAUGGGGCCAGGAUCGUCGUAGAGACCGGUGGCUACGCCGUUGAUUACAAGUCGCUGGUGAGUUACGCGACUAAUUUCGUAGACACCUUGCUUUUCGUCCACUACGUGGCCGUGGUUCUGUUGGAGCUGCGCCACCAGCAGCCCAGCUACUAUGUUAAAAUCAUCCGCUCCCCGGACGGAGUGUCGCGAUCCUACAUGCUGGGCCAGUUGAGCAUCCAGCGGGCAGCCGUGUGGGUGCUGCAGCACUACUAUGUGGACUUUCCCAUCUUCAACCCGUAUCUCGAACGCAUACCCAUCUCGGUCUCAAAGUCGCAGCGGAACAAGAUAUCGAACAGCUUCAAGUACUACGAGGUGGACGGAGUAAGCAACUCGCAGCAGCAGAGCCAGAGCCGGGCCGUCCUGGCGGCCAACGCUCGUCGUCGUGAUUCCUCGCACAACGAGCGCUUCUACGAGGAGCACGAGUACGAGCGCCGGGUUAAGAAGCGUCGCGCCCGUCUCAUCACCGCCGCAGAGGAGGCCUUCACCCACAUCAAACGCAUCCACAACGAACCCGCUCCGGCCCUGCCCCUCGAUCCCCAGGAAGCCGCAGCCGCUGUGUUUCCCUCCAUGGCCAGGGCUCUGCAGAAGUAUCUGCGAGUGACGCGACAGCAGCCACGACACACCUUCGAGAGCAUCCUGAAACACUUGGCCCAUUGCCUGAAGCACGACCUGUCGCCGCGUGCCUUCCUGGAGCCGUAUCUGACCGAGUCGCCAGUCAUGCAGAGCGAGAAGGAGCGUCGCUGGGUGCAGUCCUGGUCGCUCAUCUGCGACGAUAUUGUGUCCCGACCGAUCAGCAACGAGUGCACCUUCCAGCUCAUCCAAAACGACGUCUCGCUAAUGGUCACCGUGCACAAGCUGCCGCACUUCAACCUGGCCGAGGAGGUGGUGGAUCCCAAGAGUAACAAAUUUGUACUUAAGCUGAACUCUGAAACCUCCGUAUGACACCACCACAACGCCCCGCCCCCGACUAUAACGCCCACUCACAGCAACCAGACGCAGUCCUCGUACCUCCAUGUGUUUGUGUGAGACUCCUAUGUCCUAUUAUCCAUUCUAACUUUUUAUUUCUUUUAUCUCGAAGCUUUGAAACAAUCAAUCGUCUAUUUAGAUUCAGUAUUUCGAUGUCAAUUUUAUAAUCAUUGAUAGAACCGGUGAAUCAAGAGAAGAUUCCUCCACCCUAUGCCCAGGAUAUCAUCUAAAAAUACUCAAAAUUCCAGUAUAUCACAUCCUAGACCGACUCGAACACAUAUCACAUGUCCCCUUUUUAAGAAAACAUGACUUGAAAGUUCCCAAAGUAUUAAUUAUAAGAAUGAGGAGGGUUCAUCAUAUCAACUCUUCAAUGCUGCUCUUUUAUACACACUUUUUAUUUUAGGAAAUAUUUAGUGUAAAGUUGUGCUUAUAACGAGCGAUAUAUCUUAUUUACCGAUUAUCGCAAUAGCCUUAAGAUAUUCCAAAUGGAAUUUUAGAUAAGAUUCGGACUUGCGCCAAGAGUGGAGCGACCACUUCUGGCGCGACUCGCUAGAAUUAAACCGACGCACAUUUUAAGCCGAAACCUAAAGGUCCUGAUCGAACUCCUCUGCCAAGAUGAGAUUAGGACUAGAACUCGAAUGAAACCGUUGACAAAUACAUACUUUAAGCAAAGAGACUGCCUGAACAUAUGCAUUUUAUAAACAAAACACAGAUUGCCAAGAGCCGCCCGCAGGCAUAGCAACUCAUUUAUACAAAAAACAAGUGUAUUUUUAGAAGCGAAAUUUUAGUGAUAAGGACCCGAUUAUAUAUAUACACAUAUACAUACACGUUCCAGUGAAUCCAAUCUAAACGAUAUAUGCUAUAACCUAUUUACAAAACUAAUUAAAUACACCUUCUGCUUGAGGUUUGAUUUUAUUAUCGUUUUCUAGCUAAUGCUUCUUGCCGAAGUACUCCUCCUCUAUUGCCGUUCUGUAGCAAUUAAUUAAAGCAAUUGGGUAGCCAGUCCCUAUAUAUUAAAGCUAAUAUUUAUAUUAACUAACCAACUGUAACUGUUGUAACCUGUACUUGAUCUGUACUUAGUCUAUGGAGGAUGCCCUAAAAUAUAAUAAACUGAAACC